Molossus molossus (Pallas's mastiff bat) is the source of this 3315-nucleotide messenger RNA. RefSeq names its product WD repeat domain 72 (gene WDR72). The record is from RefSeq and is a predicted model, not a curated record. NCBI's taxonomy places the organism in Eukaryota, Metazoa, Chordata, Mammalia, Chiroptera, Molossidae. Gene Ontology annotation, cellular component: cytoplasm. The transcript is spliced from 20 exons. Gene Ontology annotation, biological process: protein localization to plasma membrane. Bases 1 to 3315 code for a protein of 1104 amino acids. Gene Ontology annotation, molecular function: protein binding.
AUGAGGCCCUCCCUGCAGGCAGUCGCGCUCUGGGGAAAGAAGGCCCCUUCCCACAGCAUCACUGCCAUCAUGAUCACUGAUGACCAGCAAACCAUUGUGACGGGAAGUCAAGAGGGUCAACUUUGUCUCUGGAGUCUCUCACCUGAACUAACGAUUUCAGCAAAAGAACUUCUGUUUGGUCAUUCGGCUUCAGUAACAUGUUUGGCAAGAGCGAGAGACUUCUCUAAACAGCCCUAUGUCGUUAGUGCUGACGAAAAUGGGGAGAUGUGUGUUUGGAAUGUCACCAAUGGGCAGUGCGUGGAGAGGACCACCCACCCUUACAGGCACACUGCAAUCUGUUAUUACCACUGCUCAUUCCGGAUGACAGGAGAAGGCUGGCUUCUAUGUUGUGGAGAAUAUCAAGACAUUCUUAUAAUUGAUGCCAAAACCUUGGCUCUUGUUCAUACCUUCACAUCAUCCCAGUCUCCUGACUGGAUCAACUGCAUGUGCGUCGUUCACUCCAUGAGAAUUCAAGAAGACUCUCUCUUGGUGGUAUCAGUUACUGGUGAACUCAAAGUGUGGGAUCUCUCUUCAUCUAUCAACAGCAUUCAGGAAAAGCAAGAUGUCUAUGAAAAAGAAUCCAAAUUUCUUGACUCGCUGAACUGCCGGACAAUAAGAUUUUGCACAUAUACGGAGAGACUUCUUUUGGUGGUAUUUUCUAAAUGUUGGCAGAUUUACGAUUAUUGUGAUUUUUCCCUUCUGCGGACUGAAGUCAGUCAAAGCGGGCAGUUCUUUGCCGGUGGAGAGGUGCUUGCGGCCCACAGAAUCAUCAUCUGGACAGAAGAUGGUCACAGUUACAUCUAUCAGCUGCUGAACAGUGGGCUUUCAAAAAGCAUCUACCCUGCUGAUGGAAGAGUACUUAAAGAGACCAUUUAUUCUCAUUUACUGUGCUCGACUUCUGUGCAGGAAAAUAAGGAAAGGAGCCUUCCCUUUGUCAUGGGCUACAUGAAUGAAAGGAAAGAGCCUUUUUAUAAGGUACUUUUCUCUGGAGAAGUCUCAGGAAGAAUUACUCUGUGGCACAUCCCUGAUGUUCCUGUAUCCAAGUUUGAUGGUUCUCCCAGAGAGAUACCAAUAACCACCACCUGGACCCUUCAAGAUAAUUUUGAUAAACAUCAUAUCAUGUCACAAAGUAUUAUCGACUACUUCUCUGGGUUUAAAGGUGGAACUGGAACUGUGGUAGUCACUUCGUCAGAGUAUGUUCCGAGCCUUGAUAAACUGGUCUGUGGCUGUGAAGACGGGGACAUUUUCAUUACACAGGCUUUGAGUGCUGCCAAAGCAGGACUUCUGGAAGGCGGUUCUUUGUUAAAAGAUUCCCUUCCUUACAAAGUUCUCAAAGGCCAUCACCAAAGUGUUAUUUCAUUACUUUACCCACAUGGUCUCUCUUCAAAAUUAGACCAAAGUUGGCUGGUGUCUGGGGACCAGGACUCAUGUGUCAUCAUGUGGGAUAUCUUUACUGAAGAAAUUUUGCAUAAGUUCUUUUUGGAAGCUGGCCCAGUAACAAAUCUUUUGAUGUCACCAGAAAACUUCAGACUGAGAAGUGAUCAGGUAGUUUUCUGUGUGUGCAGUGACCAUUCCGUGGCUCUCCUGCACCUUGAGGAGAAGAGGUUCCUCUUUUGUGCCCGGAAGCACCUUUUCCCUGUGAGGAUGAUCAAAUGGCAUCCAGUUGAGAAUUUUUUAAUUGUUGGAUGUGCCGAUGACUCCGUUUACAUCUGGGAGAUUGAAACAGGCACUUUGGAAAGACAUGAGACGGGAGAAAGAGCAAGGAUUAUUCUUAAUUGUUGUGAUGAUUCACACUUUCUAAAGCCUGAAUCUGUACUUUCAGUUGCCUCAGAGACACAUAAGCACAAAAGUGUAGAACAGAGACCCUCCAGCUCCUUCCAGUUUGGGCCAAUACCUUGCCCUGGUCUGCAAGUGGAGUCUUCAUGUAAGGUUGUGAAUGCCAAGUCUUUCUCGGGUCCUUUUAACGUGUUGCCUGUGAAGACAAAAUGGAGUAACAUUGGCUUUCAUAUCCUUCUAUUUGACUUGGAAAACCUUGUUGAACUUCUGCUGAUGACUACAAUCUGUGACAGUGACCCUUCCAAUUCAUUCAAUGGUAGUGAGAUCCCGAGACGAGCCAAAAGUACAGUGGAGAAGAAAACAUUGACGCUGAAAAGAAAUAAAACUGCCUGUGGUCCUCUCCCAGCAGAGGCACAAGCCAAGCCUGCUAGUGAAACCCCAGCCCAAGGGGAUAACUCCAUCACAGUUUCAGAAGAAACUGAUGGCAUUAAAAGGCAGAAGAAAAUGAAGAGCUCCAAAAAGACACACCCUAAGCCAUCCAGAAAAGUUGAUGCCAACCUCAUAAUAGAUGCAGCCAAACUGCUCCUAUCUUGCCUUUUGCCCUGGGGAGUGGAUAACGAGUUAGAUAACCUCUGCAUUAAGCAUCUCAAUAUUUUGAAGCUUCAAGGCCCUGUCUCUUUGGGACUUGCUUCAAAUGAAGAUCACUUCUCACUGAUGUUGCCAGGUUGGGAUUUAUGCAAUGCUGAAAUGAAAAAAGACUAUUCAAAAGUAAAUUUAUUUUCCAAUAAAGUUCUGGACUUGUCAAAUAAAUACACGUCUGCUCUUCCAAAUCAGGCUGGGAUGCCAAGAGGACUGGAAAAUAAUCGUGAUUCUUUGCAUGAGUCAAACACUCUAGUUUAUUUAUUGAGAAGACUAUUUUUGGUUAACAAAUUAGUUAACAUGCCUGUAGAAUUGGCACAUGAAAUGGAUAGCUCCUUCAAAAUGGAAUCUGUGCAUAACAAAAUGAAAAGUCCUGGGAAUGAUAUUUUGCAUAUUUCAAGCUUCUACAGUCAUUUACGAAAUGGUAAGAAUGAACCCCAUAUACCUGAAGCUGACAUUUCACUUCUGAAGCUCAUUUCCUGCUGGAGGGACCAGUCUGUGCAGGUCACUGAAGCAAUACAAGCUGUUCUCUUGGCGGAGGUUCAACAGCACCUGAAGACCUUGAGAAAGACACCAGUCAACAGUCAACCAAGGUCCAUGACUGAGAAUGAGAACUAUCAGACAAUGCAGACCCAGUCGAAAAUGGAAUGGGCCGAGGAGCUCGAGUUACAGUGCAUUACAGACCAUUUGUCUCUGCAAACUUCAGCCAGUCUGGUCAAGCAUGGCAGCAACUCGAACUCGGCAAACUUCCAAGACACUGAGGACAUGCCUGACAGAUGUGUCGUGAAAGAGUCUGAGAGUCCAGGUGAGCCAAGGCAUCGUUCAUGGAUAGCAAAGAUGUGCUUCUGUAAGCUGUGCUAA